Ochotona princeps (American pika) is the source of this 1491-nucleotide messenger RNA. It is a transcript of the gene RHEB, whose product is annotated as Ras homolog, mTORC1 binding. The transcript is spliced from 8 exons. Bases 570 to 1124 code for a protein of 184 amino acids. NCBI's taxonomy places the organism in Eukaryota, Metazoa, Chordata, Mammalia, Lagomorpha, Ochotonidae. Gene Ontology annotation, molecular function: GTPase activity; GTP binding; GDP binding. The record is from RefSeq and is a predicted model, not a curated record. Gene Ontology annotation, cellular component: plasma membrane. Gene Ontology annotation, biological process: small GTPase-mediated signal transduction.
UCCUCGUUGCCUUCCCCCAAUGAGAAACGGAGUUUCCGCUGCGUCAUCGCGCGGGCGGGCGGAAAACGCCCAAUCAACGCCCGGAGAGAAUUGGCGUAAUUAAAAAGCGGCGGCGGAAGGAGGUGGGAGGGUCAUGACGCAGCGAGUUUUGAGUCCUGACUUUUCCGGGAGCCUGUCGGCGUUGCCCUUUUUUUCCCUUUAAAGUACAGCGUGGUCGCGACGCGUCGUGCGCGCCCUCCGUGGGGCGGCGGCGGCGGGAGGAGCGGCGCUGACGCGGGCCCCGGGAAAGGGGGCCAGCCGCGGCGCGCGGUCACGUGGGCGUGUUGUGGGGGGAGGGGCGGUGUCGCACGGUCGGUUCCGGGCGGUUGGAGCGCGCGAGCGAGCGAACGAACGAGCGAACGAACGCGAGCAGCCGCGCCCGCCGCCGCCGCCGGGCCUGCCCUGUAUGCCGCUGUCGCCCGGCGCGGCCUCCGCCGAUCGCCCGCAGCAGAAGCAGCAGAAGCAGCCGCCGCGGGAAGCGUCGCCGCCGCGGUGGAUGUGGUUGGGCCGGGGCUGAGGAGGCCGCCAAGAUGCCGCAGUCCAAGUCCCGGAAGAUCGCGAUCCUGGGCUACCGGUCUGUGGGGAAAUCCUCAUUGACGAUUCAGUUUGUCGAAGGUCAAUUUGUUGACUCCUACGAUCCAACCAUAGAAAACACUUUCACCAAGCUGAUCACAGUAAACGGACAGGAGUAUCAUCUUCAGCUUGUAGACACAGCCGGGCAAGAUGAAUAUUCCAUCUUUCCUCAGACAUACUCCAUAGAUAUUAAUGGCUAUAUUCUUGUGUAUUCUGUUACAUCAAUCAAAAGUUUUGAAGUGAUUAAAGUUAUCCAUGGAAAAUUGUUGGAUAUGGUGGGGAAAGUGCAAAUACCUAUAAUGCUGGUUGGGAAUAAGAAAGACCUGCAUAUGGAAAGGGUGAUCAGUUAUGAAGAAGGGAAAGCUUUGGCGGAAUCUUGGAACGCAGCAUUCUUAGAAUCAUCUGCUAAAGAAAAUCAGACUGCUGUUGAUGUUUUUAGAAGGAUAAUUUUGGAGGCAGAAAAAAUCGACGGGGCGGCUUCGCAAGGGAAGUCAUCAUGCUCGGUGAUGUGACCGGCCGUGACGCCCAGGGGCUGGGCUGUGCUUCCUUGGCUUCUGUUCACCUGACAGGUGGCAUUUGGGUCAGAGCUUUUUUUUUCCCCCCUUUCAGAUUAUGUUCAACUCUGACUCUGUCCAAAUGAGUUCACUUCCAUUUUCAAAUUUUAAGCAAUCAUAUUUUCAAUUUAUAUAUUGUAUUUCUUAAUAAUAUUAUGACCAAGAAUUUUAUCGGCAUUAAUUUUUUCAGUGUAGUUUGUUGUUUAAAAUAAUGUAAUCAUCAAAAUGAUACAUAUUGUUACACUACUAACUAGGCUUCAACAUAUCAGUGUUUAUUUCAUUGUGUUAAAUGUAAACUUGUAAAUAAAAUAGCUGCAAACCUUAA